AAAGUGUCUCUGUGUGUGUGUGACAGUCAGCUGUUGAAGGAUCCCCAGGUUCUGUUUGCUGGUUAUAAAGUUCCUCAUCCUCUGGAACACAAGAUCGUCAUCAGAGUGCAGACCACACCUGACUACAGUCCACAGGAAGCGUUUACGAACGCCAUCACUGACCUCAUCAGUGAGCUUUCUCUGCUGGAGGAACGCUUCAGAGUCGCCAUCAAGGACAAACAG
Molecule: messenger RNA, 222 nt
Organism: Micropterus dolomieu (smallmouth bass)
Lineage: Eukaryota; Metazoa; Chordata; Actinopteri; Centrarchiformes; Centrarchidae
Product: DNA-directed RNA polymerase II subunit RPB11-a-like
Exons: 2
Biological process (GO): transcription by RNA polymerase II
Cellular component (GO): RNA polymerase II, core complex
Molecular function (GO): protein dimerization activity
Source: RefSeq, a predicted model, not a curated record